Molecule: messenger RNA, 747 nt
Organism: Orbilia oligospora ATCC 24927
Lineage: Eukaryota; Fungi; Ascomycota; Orbiliomycetes; Orbiliales; Orbiliaceae
Exons: 1
Coding region: 1-747 (248 amino acids)
Source: RefSeq, a predicted model, not a curated record
AUGUCUGCUUCAAUACAUCCAGCAUUAUUACAAGCUCGAAGACAGCAACAGUCUUCAAAACAAUCCAAAAUGUCCAUCACACAAACUUUCUAUCUCGCCCACAAGGCUCGAAGCAAACUAUCAUCUGAAGCUUCCAAGUCUGAUCACGACCUCAGACUCCUUGUCGGCCACGCGAAUCUUCUUGACCGAUUAAUGCUUCACCUGCAGACAGCCGAGAGGGAACAAGACGCCUGGUUCAAUGCCAUGGUUCGCGGAAACUCUACAGAGGAAGAUGAAUCUGAUAUCAUGGACACUAUCUCCGAGGAGGACGAAGAAGAACACAUUGGUUCGCUCGCAGAGGACUACCCGGCAUCCGAGAGCAGCGAAGAUGAGAGCGAAGAUGAUUAUGAACUGGAAUCGAAUCACAUCGUAUCCGUUCCCAGGUACCCAGUGUACGAUUACAGCAAAACUGUCAUCGACGUUGACGAGGUUGAUGCCGAUGAAGAUUUCGAAGAGGAGGAGGAUGGCUUUUAUGCUUUGAGGAGGACCUCAUCACAUGCCCCGAUGAGCCCCCCCGAACUUAUCGAAGAUGACGAAUCGGAUUCCGAAAGCCUACCACCUUCACCACCACAGCCUACUUUGGCAGAACCAAUUUUCUACGAAUCAAAGAAUAAGAAACAAAUUGGUGGAACUGGCUUCUACAAUUCAACAACCACUCUCGUAGAAUCCACGUAUUACUCAUCAUCGAACAUAAUACCGGCGUUCUAA